UUUGAAAUUUUACUAGAACGCAAGCGCACUCGACUUGUCGAACAUAACCUUACUUGAGACGAUUUAUUGCUAUCUCUCUGCAGUCAUUUGUCUCAUUUGUUAAUUAAAAAAAGAAGUAAUCAUUAAUUUUUUUACUCUUUCGUAUUCGGAUCAAUUUGUAUCGGGAAAAGAGGAAAAUCAUUUUUAUAGUUAAAUGUGAUAGGAGUGCUUCGAGUGUUUCUGAAAAAGGAAAAAAAAUAUUGAAAAACGUGCGCAACGUGUAUUUGAUUUCGUAUACAUUUGCUCAAAUAGAAUUUUUUUUUAUAAAAGGGUAGGGCGAAUGUCGUGUUUUCUCGAAAGAAGAAUAAGAAAUGUUAAUUGUGUUGUGACGGGGAGAUGAAUUUUGAAAUGGCGCUUCAAGUAAAUGAUUAUAGAGAGUCAUGAUAAUGAUUUCGACAAAAUGAGGAGAUCUUACAAUUCGGAUGUGAGGACAACGACGUCGUCGUCGACGACGACCGACGGUCUCGAAGUUACGAGACGUUUGUAUAGAAGUAUUAGUGACAUUGCCAAAAGACUCGAUGAACAAAAAAGUCAUGCCUUGACAGUGACGGAUAUUUUUACACCUUCUAGCGAAACUUUACGCACUAAAUUGCGCGAUUAUUGCGAAAGACUAAUUUUUAAGGACCCAGUUAGUCAUAUUCGUAAGACGGAGGAAUUACUUUGGAGACGAGGAUUUUAUGAUGUCGUCUCAUUGGCAAAAAAGAUACGAAAAGGUAAUGUUUGGAGUAAUGCCGAAAAAGCAUCAUUGUCAGCGCAUUUGGCUGUUGGUGUUGGUUAUUAUCAUCAUUUGAUUCUUCGACUGCAAACCGAGUGUGAUUUAGAUCUCGUUGGUGUCAUUGAUUUCGCUUAUCCCUAUAAUGAUAACAAUACAGUUAAUAUUAAAAGCAAAAGUCAACCAUCGAAACUCCAGACGGAGGAAGUGAGACAGUGCGCCAUACGUUUUAUACACAGAUGUUUAAUUUGUCUUGGUGAUUUGGCUCGUUAUAAAUUAGAUUUAGAUCCAAAUUGGGAUCCGUUGAUUGCCACUCGUUACUAUAAAAUGGCAGUUGCAAUUGAUCCAAAUAUUGGCAUGUCUCACAAUCAACUUGGUACGAUGGCUGGAAAUAAAAAUUUUGGACUAGACGGUGUUUAUCAUUACAUGAGAAGUAUUUUGUGUUCGGAACCUUUUGACGGUGCAGAGGGGAACUUGCGAAGGACAAUAGUUUUACAUUCGACGAGUGGAAAAGAGAAAUGUUUAACUCACGAAUGUAUUGCGAAAUUGCUUUCACUUCUUCAACUCUGGGAAAGUGAAGACACUAGUCCCGAACGUGUAAAUCAAGAAUGUGAGUCUUUGUUGAACACAAUUGAAAAUUGUCUAAGUCUCGAGCGAACAUUUCCAAAUAAAAAUCUUCUGAAGGAGGUAGACGAUAUUGAAACGUAUCUCCAGAAAUGUAAAAUUGACGAUUCUGUUUAUCUAAACGACGAUGUGAUUUUCAAAAUAAUGGCAAUUUGCCUCAUGUCAAUAGCAAAAUUACGCAACAAAGACUCCUGUGAUAUUAGAGGAGUAAUUGCCUUCACUUUGGCUGUUCUAUCGCAAUUAGUUAAUUCAGCAAUUUUGCGAAUUCAAGAAUCUCUUAUCGAUGUCUCCCUAGCGAAUGGAGAACACGAUUUAAAUUUACAAUUUUCCAAUUUCACUGGGGAAAUAAUAAAAGAAGAGGAUGGGGAAAUUUCUGUUCUCAAAGAAUCGUCAAACGCCAAUGACUCAUUAAAUUUAAGUAAACAAAAUGAGAAUUUAAAAACAAAUGGCAAUCACACGAAUGGAGUGAAAAAACCAAAAGAUAAAUCGAGAAGUUUAUUAACUAAAUUACGUCGAAGAAAACGAAGAAAUAGUUCUGAUUCGGAUAAUAGUGACGCUGACAAUAGAAAUGCUGUACUUUCUUCAAGUGAUGAGAUGAAUUCUGAUAUUUCCGAAACUGAGGAAGACGCUCUAAGCAAAGAGAAUCCAUUCUCUGAUGAUGCUUUAUCUGAAGAUUUAUCCGACGAAGAGGAAAUUGAAGAUAAAGAUAGUGCCAUUAAGUCUAAAAUAGCGACAGACAAUCAAAAUAAUCACAAUAUUUCAAGUGAAAAAAAUGUAGAAAAAACGGAUAUAGCAGAAAAUGGGGAUUUGAAUAAAAAUCCUAAAAGUUCAGCCCUCAUGUCUGAAAGUGCCAUAUUAAAUAUAGAAGCUAAUAGUGCUUUUGAUGAAAGUAGUGGAUCCACGAAUACAAUCUCAUACCUUGCUCAAUUGAAAAAGCCAAAAUAUCAAAAACUCAUUCUCGAUGUACUUACAUCCGAAAGUCUUCUAAGUCCCGUGAAAUUAUGCUGCGACUGGUUAAAAUGCCAUCCAGAUAUUCUAAAAACCUGCGCGAAUAAUUUAAAAACACUUCUAAAACGUUUAACAAUUUUAUUCAAUCUUAUAAAUAUUGAUCUGAAUCUACAAAAUUCGGAAAAUCCCACGGAAUUUCUAUCGAGAAUUAAUAAUUUCGAGGAGAAAUUCACGAGUGUUCCAUUGCCGGAGGACGUGAAUAUGAAAGGUUUAAAGGAUUUAGAACAAGUUCACAAGACUUUGGAUUGGAAAUUAUUGAGACGAGUGAAAAUUGACAAAAGAGAACAGACAAUAUUGAGAAAUUUGAAAUUAAUUGAAUUUGGCAAAUAUCUGUGUUCGGUGGAAUGUUUAGGAUUAUCGUACGAUGAGGAUAAAAAAUUGUUUGUCAUUAAAAAUGAGAGUGAAUUCAUUAAUAAUAUUGAGAAAGAUGGCAAAAAGUCGGAUGAUCAUCCAAGGGGUAAAUUAAUGAGACACAUGGGAAGAUUGUGGUUAAAGGCGGAAGUUCGUGCAUUGGAAAGUCGAUUGAGAUCAAGAUUAAUGUCACCUUAUUUGGUUCCGGAUCAUGAAGCGCUCGCGAAACAUACACCGGCUUUGAAGCGAUUAGUUUUUGCGAAAAAGUUUAUCAUUGUCAUCCCAUCGGUUGUUGUUUCGGCUCUGGACGAAGUGAAAAGGACGAGUGGACAGGCGAGAGAGGCGACACGAUGGUUGGAGGCUCAAUUGAGACGUGGUUCUCGUUUUCUCAGGGCACAAAGACCUCACGAAAGAUUACCAAUUCCUUUGAUAAAAGGCCCUCGAUCAAAGGAUAAAGAAUCUUGGCUCUAUUUUCAAAUUAUCGAAUGUUGCCACUAUCUCACUCAACAAUCGAAUGUCGAAGUGACUAGCGAUUCGGAAAUUCCAGUUGUCACCCUAUUAACCGGUUGCAGUGCCGAGGAGCAAAAAUUACUCACCGUCAGUCCUGAAGGUCUAGCAAAAAGUGCAGGUGUUAAUAUUGAGCAUAUUGAAGCAUUCCACACGAAAUGGAAAGCCUCAAGUAAAAGUCACGGUUGAACUUAAAUUGUCUAAUGAAUGGGGUCAGCUUUUAUCUCGCGUUGGAGCAACAAUUGACUCGCCUCCCGAAAAAGCACUGUAGUGGCUUUUGAAACUUGAGUCAAAAAGGGUUGGAAACCCGCGAUGAAAACAAAUCCUUCAUUUUUAAAAAAUAAUAAAGAUCAUAAUAUGUAAAAUGUCACUUUUUCCGUGAACAUUUUUGAAAAA
Messenger RNA from Leptopilina heterotoma, 3637 nucleotides. RefSeq names its product protein SMG5 (gene Smg5). The transcript has 9 exons. NCBI's taxonomy places the organism in Eukaryota, Metazoa, Arthropoda, Insecta, Hymenoptera, Figitidae. Bases 404 to 3430 code for a protein of 1008 amino acids. Gene Ontology annotation, molecular function: protein binding; telomeric repeat DNA binding; telomerase RNA binding. Gene Ontology annotation, biological process: nuclear-transcribed mRNA catabolic process, nonsense-mediated decay. The record is from RefSeq and is a predicted model, not a curated record. Gene Ontology annotation, cellular component: telomerase holoenzyme complex.